GGCAUCCUUCGACCACGCCCCUCCAGAGGCUGGCGUACUUAAAGGAGUUGGCGGCGCGUCUCUACUCAGAGCGCAGCGGCACGGCCUCGCGGGUGGAGUCCCUCGCGACCCCUGUGCGAACCGGCGACCCCCGGCUGCUUUGGCCACCAUGCCGCGCUCUUUCCUCGUCAGGAAGUCCGCCUGCUCCCGCCGGAGGCCCAACUACAGCGAGCUGCACGACUCUUCUCCAGAGUUUACCUUCCAGCAGCCCUACGACCAGGCCCACCUGCUGGCGGCCAUCCCGCCUCCCGAGGUCCUCAACCCCACGGCCUCUCUGCCCACGCUCAUCUGGGACUCUCUCCUGGCGCCCCAAGCCCAGCCCAUCGGCUGGGCCGCCCUUCUGCCCCAGGAGGUCCCCAAGGCUGCGGAGCUGACCUCCCUGUCGGACGACGACAGCGGGAAAGGCUCGCAGCCGCCCAGCCCCCCCUCGCCGGCCCCUUCGUCCUUCUCCUCCACCUCGGCCUCUUCCCUGGAGGCCGAGGGUUACGUUGCCUUCCCAGGCCUGGGCCGGUUGCCCGCGCAGCUGGCCGGGCUCUCCGUGGCCAAGGACUCCCAGACUCGCAAGGCCUUCAGCUGCAAGUACUGCAACAAGGAAUACCUCAGCCUGGGCGCCCUCAAGAUGCACAUCCGCAGCCACACGCUGCCCUGCGUCUGCGGCACCUGCGGGAAGGCCUUCUCCAGGCCCUGGCUGCUGCAGGGCCACGUGCGGACCCACACCGGAGAGAAGCCCUUUUCCUGCUCCCACUGCAGCCGAGCCUUCGCCGACCGCUCCAACCUUCGGGCCCACCUCCAGACCCACUCGGAUGUCAAGAAGUAUCAGUGCAAGACCUGCUCCCGAACCUUUUCGCGCAUGUCCCUGCUGCACAAGCACCAAGAGUCAGGCUGCUCGGGGGGCCCCCGCUGACCCUCAAAGCUCCUUCUGCCUCUCCAGACCCUCCCCCAGCCAUUGCGGCCUCCAUCCUUCCAACUGCCACGGAAUUCCCUUCUGAGCUCCCCCUUUUGGCUGCGUUUGCCCCGCAGGACUCCGAGGACCUUUUUCCAGUUCUCUCUGCCCUGGUGCCUCAGUGGGCUCUGAGAGAGGCCUUCCCGUGGACGUUUCUGUGAACGGCUGGUGGGGAGGGUGGCUUGCAGCCAAGUGUUCUGGAGUUGGCCUCUCUGUGUGGGUUUGUGUAUCCAAAGGUGUUUGGAUACAGCUGCUUUGAGCUCCGGGACAAAAGCAGACAGACUGAUGGGAAGCUCCCCCCACUCAGGGGAACCCACUCCUCCCCCACCCGGAACCCUCAGGCCACCCCUCCAGGAGGUGUGACUAACCGCGCAGGUUCACCCCCAGGGCCUGUGGGGGCGGUCACUGACACAAGGACUGGUCUGGACCCCAGGUUGCCCCCGGGCCUGGGCAGCUAUUUCAGCCUCCUGUUUGUCCUGGUGGCACCUGUUUCAUGGGCAAUUUAACAACGUCUCAAAAGAGACUGUGAGUAAUUGCUGUCACUUGUUGGGGGCCCGAGUGGGGUGCUUCAGCCUGACCGAUGUGUCUCCCAGAACUAUUUUUGGGGUCUGACAGGUGGGCCUGGGAGGAAGAUGUUUACAUUUUUAAAGGUACACUGGUAUUUAUAUUGCAAGCAACAUUUUGUACUAAGGAAACGUUUUGUAUAGUUAUAUGUACAGUUUAUUGAUAUUCAAUAAAGUGGUUAAUUUAUGUAUUAA
Molecule: messenger RNA, 1740 nt
Organism: Felis catus (domestic cat)
Lineage: Eukaryota; Metazoa; Chordata; Mammalia; Carnivora; Felidae
Gene: SNAI1
Product: snail family transcriptional repressor 1
Exons: 3
Coding region: 149-943 (264 amino acids)
Biological process (GO): regulation of DNA-templated transcription
Molecular function (GO): DNA-binding transcription factor activity, RNA polymerase II-specific; RNA polymerase II cis-regulatory region sequence-specific DNA binding
Source: RefSeq, a predicted model, not a curated record